This is a messenger RNA of Drosophila obscura, 1123 nucleotides long. RefSeq names its product protein KRTCAP2 homolog. The transcript is spliced from 5 exons. Bases 616 to 1038 code for a protein of 140 amino acids. The record is from RefSeq and is a predicted model, not a curated record. Lineage: Eukaryota; Metazoa; Arthropoda; Insecta; Diptera; Drosophilidae.
UAAUUGUUGACUCGAGGAAAUAUUUGUUAAAUUUCUUCCAGCCGUAGCGCUUUUUCGGAUCCUUUUUGCUCCACGACGGGCCCAGGUUCGGCAUCAGGCCCGCCUUCUGAGCCAUCGUCACCAGGGUGCCCAUUUUCUUCUGCUGGCGAUAGCACAGGCCGGUGAUGCGUCUGGGCAGCAUGCAGCCGUCGGAUCGGACGUACUGCGACAGGAUUAGCACGUCGGUGUGCUUGACAUCCAGGCCCAGCGUGCAUUCCGGACAGAAGGUGGUCUGGCAGGCGGAUUUCAGCAAUUUCUCGGAACGCUCAGAGUCUAUAUUGACGCCCUCAUAGGUCCUCACAUUGUUUUCCUGUUUCUCUUGAACUGCAAAGAAUAUCGCUGCGGCGUGGUGGUGGCCACGCUCCGUGUCUGCCAUAAUGUGCUUCGGAGCGUGCUGAUAUUCGUAUUUACAAAAUAGACCACAGUAUAUCCCACACCAUAAUACAUUCACUUGGGAGAAAAUACCAAAAGCCGGACAGGGAGUUUCCACACCCGCGAAAAAAAUACCAGAUACGCAGAAAAUACCACGUACAACAAAGACGCCGCGCCGGUACGACCGAAUGAAAAAAAAAAAAUAUGUCUGCCUCAACUAGUAGCAAGAACACGCUUCUCUCGUCAAUCAUCUCUGGCAUACUGAGCCUGGUUCUCUUUGCCACGCUCCGUUUCUGCGCCGACUGGUUCAAUGGCUCACAAUUGAAUGUCUUGGUGGGCGGCUACCUCUUCUCCUGGCUCUUCAUCUUGAGCCUCACCUGCGUAUCGAAUGCCGAAAUGCUGGUAUUCGGACCAGACUUUCAGGCCAAGUUAGUGCCGGAGAUACUUUUCUGCCUGUCCCUCACGGUGGCCGCUGCGGGCAUUGUUCAUCGUGUGUGUGCCACAACAAGUAUUCUGUUCUCCCUGGUGGGUUUGUACUUUCUCAAUCGAAUCUCCAGCAAGUAUUAUUCCACUGCUGUGGUGCCUGUGGAUGCACCAUCGCGAAAGACUGCCAAGAAGUUCAAAUGAUGUCCACAACAAUCAUGAAUCGAAUCUAUAGCUUAUGCUUUAUGUACUAAUUGAUAACAAAUAAACUAUAAUUACACAUACACUA